Messenger RNA from Morchella sextelata, 963 nucleotides. RefSeq lists its product as uncharacterized. Bases 1 to 963 code for a protein of 320 amino acids. The record is from RefSeq and is a predicted model, not a curated record. NCBI's taxonomy places the organism in Eukaryota, Fungi, Ascomycota, Pezizomycetes, Pezizales, Morchellaceae. The transcript has 3 exons.
AUGGGCUCUAACUGGGCCGAGACGGAGGAGGUCCCGUACAGGCCCUUCAAAGAAGGGCCCUAUUUCCUAAGCAUGGGACUUAAGCCUUUGUCUGCCGAGAACUGGAUCGAGCUCGACAGAACCUACCUCGAUCGCUUGGCUUAUAAACGACAUUUAUUUUCUCUAGAGCGUUCGGAGACUAUACAGUCACUACCGGGUUCGGAGGACGCAUCUUACGAAUCGCUAGAGAUGCUGGUGGAUUUUUUGCCCCGGCGAUAUCCAGGGAUGUUCGAGAAGACGGAGCGCGGAAUCGUUAAUCUUGUCACCGGUGAGGACUGGGAUCUACGGAGGGAAUCCAAGGUGUGGAAGGAGAAGACGCACCCGUUAGAAGUGAUGGGGUUGUUGAGUACCGAGGACUGGGUCAUUAUGCAAAAGGACCCAGAGGGCGGAGAUGAGUAUCAUCUGCGGGCUGGUGCAGUGUGUUUUCCUUCGGGCUGGCGACUGGCGGAGCGCAUUGGUCAUAGCUUAUAUCGCAUUCACGCUGGGAAUGUCCCACAAUACGAACCUAGGAUCGCAAAAUCCAUGGACCGGUUCUUCUCGAAGCUGAAGGUUACCUCGCCAAUCCAGCGAUUUAAUCACAACCUGGAUAUAUCGUAUGAACUUUUCAGGACCCACAGCGUUGGGGCUGAGAGCUCGGAAAAACUUACUAUUGGUAAUAUCUACCUUCGAGUUGAGAGGCAGACCUUGAAACGGCUACCACGGACCCAGGCCCUAUUAUUUGGGAUUCGAACGUAUAUUACUCCAGUAGAAAGCAUCACUAAAGAUAGGGAUGUUGCAAGGGUACUCAAAGCCCAGAUCGAGGCUUAUCCAGAGGAUAUGGCGGGGUACAAGAAUAAGCAUCUGUGGGGUGCUGUUGUCGUGGAGCAUUUGGAUGGCAUUAUUCAGGGAUGCCAGGACGGGGAUUCGUUGCAUGCACUGCAAUAA